Messenger RNA from Condylostylus longicornis, 1521 nucleotides. It is a transcript of the gene bys, whose product is annotated as bystin. Gene Ontology annotation, cellular component: cytoplasm; nucleolus; preribosome, small subunit precursor. Gene Ontology annotation, molecular function: snoRNA binding. The transcript has a single exon. The record is from RefSeq and is a predicted model, not a curated record. Gene Ontology annotation, biological process: rRNA processing. Lineage: Eukaryota; Metazoa; Arthropoda; Insecta; Diptera; Dolichopodidae. Bases 98 to 1471 code for a protein of 457 amino acids.
GACAAAAUAAGGGUUAACAAUAUUUUUAAAAGUUUUCUCGAAGGAGUAUUAAAAAUAUAAAAAAAUUUCGAUAUAUUUUUGUUAAAUUUUCCAAAAAAUGGGCAAAGUUAAAAAGAGGGCGCUAGCAAAAGAAGAGAAAGUACCACUGGACAAACAAAUUACGAAUGGUCAUAUAAAGAAAAACAGAAAAAGCAAAUUUCGACUUCGAACAGAAGAAGAAAUAAACAUCUUGGAUAGUAAAACUAGCAAUAAAAUUUUAACAACAGCUAAAAAACAACAAUAUGAAAUGUUAAUGGGUAUUGAAGAAGAGUUUCCAGCUCUGAUAAAAAGCGAUCGGGUAUUUAACACAAGCUUGAAACCUAAUGAUAGUGACAGUGAUGAAGAAUUGCGAGAUGAUACGGUUGCCGACAAAAAUGUUAAUGAAUAUGAUCUAAUGGACAAUUUGAAUAUUGAUAAUGAAGAUGAAGAAGCAUUCAAAAGGUUUCAAAAUGCUGACCCAAAUAAAAAAACAAAAAAACUUAGUGACAUAAUAAUGGAAAAAAUAACAGAAAAACAGCAUGAUAUACAUACAAAGCUGGCUGAUAAUGAGUCUUUACAAAUAGAAGAAAUCGAUUCCAAAGUACGAGAAAUGUAUGAAGGUGUACGUGACGUUAUGAAAAAGUACCGUAGUGGCAAAGUUCCGAAGGCCUUUAAAAUAAUACCAAAAUUAAGGAACUGGGAACAAAUUCUAUAUAUAACAGAACCACAUAAUUGGAGCGCCGCUGCUAUGUACCAAGGAACUAGGAUAUUUUGUUCAGUGUUAUCUCAGGCUAUGACCCAGAGAUUUUACAAUUUAGUUUUAUUACCUAGAGUACGAGACGAUUUGUGUGAAUUUAAGAGAUUAAAUAUGCACCUUUAUAAGGCUUUAAAGAAAGCUCUUUUUAAACCUGCAGCUUUCAUGAAAGGAAUUAUUUUACCAUUGUUAGAAUCUGGCGAUUGUACUUUAAGAGAAGCAAUUAUAUUUGGUAGCAUCAUAUCUAGAAGUACGAUACCAGUACUACAUUCGGCUGCUUGCCUAUUAAAAAUUUGUGAAAUGUGUUAUACAGGUGCGAAUUCUAUUUUCAUACGGAUAUUUUUAGACAAACGAUAUGCUCUCCCAUAUCGCGUUGUUGACGCAGCUGUUUUUCAUUUUAUUCGUUUCGAAAAUGACAGACGGGAAAUGCCAGUGCUAUGGCACCAAAGUUUAUUAACUUUUGUACAGCGUUAUAAAAAUGAUAUUUCGUCUGAACAAAAACAAGCUUUAUUUGAUUUACUUAGAAAAAAAACACAUUCGAAUAUAACACCAGAGAUAAGACGGGAACUUCAUGCUGCUAAAUGUCGUGAUGUUGAAAUGAUGGAAAGCGAAAGUCUUUUGAAUGAGAAAAAGAAUCCAUUUAGAAAUGAUGAGGUGAAAAUAAACCCUUUUAGACGAGGUGAUGCAAUGGAAAAUUAAACGAUAUUUUGUUAAUAAAACUUUUUUCUAAAGUAAAUACAACUUCUUUA